Molecule: messenger RNA, 1925 nt
Organism: Magallana angulata
Lineage: Eukaryota; Metazoa; Mollusca; Bivalvia; Ostreida; Ostreidae
Exons: 4
Coding region: 1-591 (196 amino acids)
Source: RefSeq, a predicted model, not a curated record
AUGACAAUUGGUCAAACUGGGAAAGGAAAGAAUUGGACUGACAAAGUCAAUGAUAAACUCACUCGAGGGAAACAGUAUUUAAAACUGCACUACAAGCUGCAUGUCAAUACAGACUCUGAGGUCCCAGACCACUGUUGUAGAUUUGGCCUUUCAUCUAAGGAGAAGAACUACACUAGUCAAUGUGUACAUUCUCAUCACCUUAAGUGUGAUGAUUGUGAGAUGCUUUCAGAAACUCUGAAAACUAUUGAAGAGGCAAUAGAUACCAUUACAUUUCCCAAUUCUGAUGAAAAGGAUGAUGCAAAAUAUGUCAUAUCACAGAGUAUUAGAACAAUUACUGAAUGGAAGAAACAUAUCAUGAGGACUAUGAAUCAAGAAAGAGCAAGGAAGAAAAUUCUGGACUUUUUGCAACCAAAUGAAGCUCUCAUUGAGAGGGAUUGGGCCAUGAAAUUUCUUCCCUUGCAGUACAGGGAGUCACAAUCAAGCUGGUUUGCUAAGAGGGGCCUUUCGUGGCAUGUUAGUAUGAUCACUUUUAAAGACACAGAGGAUACUAGAAGUCUCACAGUUGUCCAUGUAUUUGAUACUGCCACCUAAGAUGCGGUCACAUCCAAUGCUAUUUUAAAGGAUUUGUUUCGGCAUGUUCAUUUGGUGAAUAGGGACAUAAACACCCUGUAUAUCAGAUCAGGCAAUGCAGGUUGCUUCCAUUCUUCUUACAGUGCAAUGUCUAUUCCUGAAUUGAAUAAUAAUGAUUAUAAUAUUUCCAUCAGAAGAAUGGAUUUUUGUGAUCCUCAAGCUGGCAAGUCCAUAUGUGACUGUAAAGCUGCACAUAUCAAAUCCUGUAUAAAACGAUAUGUAAAUGAAGGGCACAAUGUGCAGACAGCAGCUGAUUUCAAAGCAGCCAUGGAAAGUACCAUGACCAACUUAAAAGUAGUAGUUGCAUUACCACCAAAUUCUGUGAAAAUGUCAAACAUUCCAAAAGGUGGUAAAAUUGAAAAUAUCAGCCUAUUGCAUAAUUUCUUUUUUGACAGCAAGACUAUUAUUGCAUGGAAGCAAUUUGAAAUAGGGACAGGGAAAGAGUUUACAGCUUCCAGUAUCCAGUCUACAACUGCAUCUGCAUGUAUAAAAGUCAGAGAGGAAAGCAGCAUUUCAUGGCAAACUCAAAACAGAAAUAGGGUACAUGUACAUGUAUCUGAAACAGUAAGCAAUAUUAAUACUGAAAAUGUGGAAAAUAUUGAGUCAGAUCAUCAGGGUGAAAAUCUGUUUACAUGUCCAGAAGAGGGAUGUAUAUUAACAUUUAUGAGAUAUGGUCAACUUUGCCUUCAUUUGGACAGGGGAAAUCAUGUGUUUCCAUCAAAUAGUUUGAAUCUUCAAGAGCAGACCCAAAAAAGAUAUGCUAGUCUUGUUGAAUCCAAAAUUUCAUCGCAGAAGACUUUUGAAUAUAAAAAUGCAUCCUCAGUGUUGGAAGUUUCUGUGUUAAAUCAGGGCUGGGCGCUGAAGUGUAAUAGGGAAGUAAAAAGAUUUUCUUCACAGCAGAUUUCAUUUCUAACUCAGAAAUUUAACUUUGGGGAGUCUACUGGAUUUAAGUGUGACCCUGAGGAAGUAGCAAAAGAAAUGAGACAUGUAAAGAAUUCUGAUGGCUCAAGACUGUUUAGAUUUCAGGAUAUCCUUACCCCAUCCCAGAUUGGAAGCUUUUUUAGUAGAUUAUCAUUAAUAAAGCGCAAAGAAUCAAACGCCAAUUUCGAUGAAAAUGAUUUGUCAGCAGAGGAAUGUAAUAAUGUUGUGUCACAGCUAGCAGAUUUUGCAAGUUCUGUGUUGUAAUUUUUAAAGCCUCAAUAUCAUAGCCAAGUUGAAUGAUAAAAAUCUUUUUGGCUUGAUAGAACAAAAUAUAUUACUUGAAAUAAAAUCUUGAUACUGUUUGUUCAUUUAAC